AUGGCAUCAACCAAACCUAUCACUGAAUAUUCAGGGCUGUAUGAUCGACAUUCUAUUAGAAAUGAUUACCAGCAAGUACCGCUUUUAGAAGAUGAGUGGACUAUCCUAAAUGAUCAGACAGAGAUAGACAAAUACCUUCCAAAGCCGAACAAAGCAACUGUCACCACAGGAAUAACAAAUAUACAGACAGAAACUAUAGACAAUUUUGAAUCGAUUGACGUUAGUAAAUGCAUUUCCAACAAAAGAGCUCAUAUCAUCAAUGCGGGUGGUUCUAUUUGGGGCCUAGAUUUCGUACCCAAGCCGUCAUCCGACAAACGCAAUGAUCAGUAUUUGGCAAUUGGAGGCUACAAUACAACAAAAGAGCAUCACUUGCUAUGCGAAGAUAUUGAUAUGGACAACAGGCGGAAUGCCAUUCAGAUCUGGAAGUGCAAAUCUUUGACAUCAAGCUUUACACCUGUACUGGAUAUGUGCAUUUUGCAUGAUUUUGGCGUAGUGGUCGACUUUAAAUGGUGUCCAUUCAGUGUAUAUGAUAAGAAGAAACUAGGUAUUUUGGCUGCCAUGUUCAAUAAUGGAGUAGUUCGAUUAUUUGUGGUUCCCCAUCCGCAAUAUGCCCACAAGAAAUACCAAUCAGCACAGCAAGACACCGUAUACAUCAGAGCAAACCAAGCAAGACUCGAAUUAAGGCUAUCAAACCCAAAUGAAAACAGCAUUCUUUGCUUUGCUUGGGGCGGUUACAGGAAACUAGCAUGUGGGACGAGAUCAGGGAGCAUCGUGAUUUGGGAUAUCUUAGAAUCACUUUUACAGAAGCAGGGCGUUAUCAGCGUAAAUAUACCAAAUGCAAGUAUGCUGGCUAUUCGGUGCAUUGCCUGGAAAUCUUUGUUUGAUGAGGUUACAUUGCUAUCAAGCGAUACGGAUGGAAAUGUUAUCUUGCAUGAUUUGAAUGACCCAUUUUUCCCGUACAAGAUAUUCAGAGUGAGAUAUCCCUAUGUUUGCUUGUGUGGGCCCGGAUUUGGGUCAGGAUUUUUGUACGCAGAGAGUGAUGGCGUUGUGAGGCGAAAUAUGCAUCUUACGAUUAAAAAAGCUGCUUCAUUAACAUCGCAUAAUAGCAUGGUGUGGCAAUGUGCUGUGAGUCCACAUCAUGGCAUCAUGGCCUCAGUAGGCUCGAAUGGCACCGCUAUAGUGAAACCAUUUGCUCACGACGAUAUUGUAUACACACAAAGCCACAGACCAGCCGAAUGCACGCUUUAUGAGCUGAUAUUAGAUGAUGCGUCCAAAUCUUUCAAAUACAAAGACGGAUUUCAACCCAAGACAACACCUGCUGACCAUGAUUAUUUGAGUGUGUUGCAAAACCCAAUCAUCGCAUUACAUAAGAUUGCAUGGAAUCCAAACAAAAAUGCGUGCGGCUGGGUGGCAUCGGGUGGUGCAGCUGGUUUAUGUAGACUAGAAUACACUGGCUUGUAG
Messenger RNA from Mucor velutinosus, 1461 nucleotides. RefSeq lists its product as uncharacterized. Gene Ontology annotation, biological process: transcription by RNA polymerase III. The coding region runs from base 1 to 1461 and encodes 486 amino acids. Gene Ontology annotation, molecular function: protein binding. The record is from RefSeq and is a predicted model, not a curated record. Gene Ontology annotation, cellular component: transcription factor TFIIIC complex. The transcript has 8 exons. NCBI's taxonomy places the organism in Eukaryota, Fungi, Mucoromycota, Mucoromycetes, Mucorales, Mucoraceae.